AUGGCUCCACGCCGCAUCCUGGUCCCUGCUCGUCUUGACCCGGGACCGUCCAGGAAGGCACCGACAGCUCGGCCAGACCACCCCCGAGAGAUAGAACUUUCAGAUACAGGGUCAACUCCCGUCAUGGAUGAUGCACCAUUGGCUUCACUUUCUCGACGGCCGGCAAGAACAACCAUGAGCCAAGUGGAUAGUGGACGGCGGAGGCCAUUUCAAGAAAGGAGCCAGGAUCCUAUCUGUCACAUUCAGCAAUGGGAAGCUGGAACCACUGAAGCAACAUGGUGUAAGUACUUCCCUGCUACUUUGAAAGGGGUGGCCUCGAAAUUGUUUGAAAAGCUGCCAGCCGGUACCAUUAACACUUUAGCGAAGCUGGAAAUGCUGUUUUUGACAAGGUUCAUGGCCUAUAAAGAAGAAAAGAAGACGAGUAUGCAUCUAGGACGCAUCCUGCAGGGCAAGGAUGAGUCCCUUCGCAGCUAUGUGCGACGUUUCAACCUAGAAUCAGGGCAGAUACCAGAUCUGCCGGAUGGAGUAGCUUUUGAUAAUUUCUUUCGAGGUCUCAAGAAGGGUUAUUUCAAGUUUAAUUUGGUCAAAAAGAGUGUAAGGACCAUGGCUGAUGCGCUAGACGAGGUUGAGCUCUUCAUCCAUGCAACAGAAUUCUGUUCUGCCCCAAAGGAGUUAAAGGGAACGGAAACGUCCAAUAACCAUCACCGCAAAGACAAAUCUGACAAAAAGAGUGCUCGUCCAAAUGAGACAUGGGCCAUUGAAAGCAAAGGGUAUCGUCCGAACUCGUCACCAGGGCAGAAGAGGGGACGACCCUAUGAGAAGGAGAAAUUUGAGUAUAAUAACACUGACCUUUAUACAAUACUGUUGGACAUAAGUAACAAACAUGACAUUGAUCGUCCAUUUCCUAUGAAGUCGCCAGUUGAGACCCGUGACAGUACCCUCUAUUGCAAAUUUCACUGUGAUGUGGGUCAUGACACAAAGGAUUGCAAGAGCUUGCGUAGAGCACUCGAUGGGCUAGCUUCCAAAGGUUUUCUGAAAUCCUACCUCUGUAUAAAUGACGGAGGAUCUGGAAAGAAAUUCUACAAGAAGAAAUGUGUGGCAGUUAUUUUUGGUGGUCUAGCCGCUGGUGGUCCGACCAGGAGAGGGCAGAAGGAUUAUGCAAGCCGGCUAGGGCAAGUAAUGUUAUCUGGAAAGGCACCCAUGGACCAUUUUCUAAAAGUAGAGAUUUGCGAGGCUGACAGGGGAAAGAUUGCAACCCCACAUGACGAUCCCUUGGUGAUAGAAUUGAAAGUGGAAAACCUAAAAGUAAGCCGCAUACUAGUGGACACUGGAAGUUCGUCCGACAUUAUUAGUUUAGCAUAUCUAAACCGUUUUGAGCAUGAUCCUAAGACGAUUGAAAAAAUCCUUUAUCCUAUAUUGGGUUUGGAGGCAGCAUAA
This is a messenger RNA of Spinacia oleracea (spinach), 1437 nucleotides long. RefSeq lists its product as uncharacterized. The transcript is spliced from 3 exons. NCBI's taxonomy places the organism in Eukaryota, Viridiplantae, Streptophyta, Magnoliopsida, Caryophyllales, Amaranthaceae. The coding region runs from base 1 to 1437 and encodes 478 amino acids. The record is from RefSeq and is a predicted model, not a curated record.